Messenger RNA from Sorghum bicolor (sorghum), 591 nucleotides. Its product is annotated as sericin-1-like. Lineage: Eukaryota; Viridiplantae; Streptophyta; Magnoliopsida; Poales; Poaceae. The record is from RefSeq and is a predicted model, not a curated record. The coding region runs from base 1 to 591 and encodes 196 amino acids. The transcript has 2 exons.
AUGGCAAAUGGCGUGGCAGGUGGCGGCUCGGCGGGCACUGGCUUCGCCGUAGCCAAGUAUGAUGACGACCUUACAUCUCUACUCUCCGCCCUACUCUCCGUCCUCAGCCUCAACCAAGGACAAGCACCGGCCAGCAGCGGAGCCGUGCCGCUCGAGCACGAGGUCGACGACAAGCAAGUCCACGAGCACGUCAGUGAGGGGGUCAUGCGCUUGUCCUCCGGCAGCGGCGGCUCCGGCGGAGGGGGUUCUCGUUCCAGCAGCAGCGGAUCAAGUGGCGGUUCUGGUUCUCGUUCCGACAGUGGAUCAUCAAGCGGCGGUGGCGGUUCUCGUUCCGGCGGCAGCGGGUCAAAGGGCGGCGGUUCCCGUUCCGGCGGUGGAUCAAGAGGCGGUGGCUCUCGUUCCGGCAGCGGGUCAAAGGGCGGCGGAUCAAGAGGCGGCGGCUCGAGAGGCACCACGAACUAUGAUGAUGAUGAUGAUAGCGUGCUUGACGUGCUCGAUUACGACGAUUCGUCUGCCGGUGCCCGCGGCGGCGCUUGGAAGACUGGAGUCGCUGCCACGUUUCUUGCCGUCGCCUCGCUCUUGUACAUCUAG